GUUGCUCCAGUGUCUUCCGAAUAACUUAUUAUCAUUUUGGCAUGUCCCGGUAGCAAUUACAGAUUUGUUACAACUUAGCCUAUUUGCUGUUGUUACAUAAGGACAGAUUUCGAGAGGAAUAUAAUUUAAAUUGACCAAUAAGUAGGCUAUUUAUUACAAAAUGGACAUUUUUGGACAAAAUAAGUCACAGACAAACACCACCAUUCCGACUGAAAACUGGACAUCUAUAUACUCUAUAGUUCGAUGGAUUCAAAUAACAAUGGCCGUCCUAAGCAUCUUGGGUGCUGGCUCCAUAAUCUUUUAUGCGAUUUAUAAAGGACUAGUAAGAAAACCAGAGGUGCUGCCGUUGUUCUUGUUGAGUUUAACAGACCUGCUGUUAGCUUUGAGUUGGAUGUGUGGAGGUCUUCUCUUCACCCAGUCCUGUAACGCUUACGACAUCUGCUACAACCUCCACAUAGUGGAACAGACGCUUUACAUGGCCUCGUUCUUCUACACGCUGCACUAUGUUUGGGUGCUCUACACCGGACUGAUGGGGAAGUACAGGAGACUCAAUGGUUUCCCUGGCGAGAAUCCAGCAAACACAAGAAGCUGCAGGUGUCUCGGUCCUGUCCUGUCAUUUCUUUUGCCUUUAAUGCUCACAGCGCCCGUCUUUGUAGCAGGAAAUGUGUUUCGGUGUUACACAAACUUCACCCAGCCCUACAGAUGUUUGCUGAUGCAUACAGGCGCUGUGUAUCUCACCUCAUCUGUAAAUACAGAAAUGACAGCAUGUAGUGUCAUUCAAGACUACUGCAUGACCAUAUUCCUUACGACCUUCCUUAUCACCUUCAUCGGCAUCACCACUCUCAUGUGUAAAGCUCGCUCCCUGUACAAGCGUAUCAUCACGUCUCAAGGUUUUUUUGCCGACAAUCAUUGGGAAACUCUGCGUCUCCUGGAACGGCGUAUGCUGCUUUAUCCCUCAGCCUUCUUCUUCUGCUGGGGACCAGCAAUAUUUCUGGCCACUAUGAUGUUGGUGAAACCGGACAUAAUAGAGGGAAGGAUGGGAGUCGUUCUCUACAUCCUACAGGCCUUCACCUCUGCCUCUCAGGGUCUGUUGAACUGCCUGGUUUACGGCUGGACGCAGCAGCACUUUCGCUCUCUCAGCAGCAGCACCGUACGGGACGCCAACACCCAGACUCCCCUGCUGCGCUCCCAGAAACCAAACUACGCCGCUUUGCGCUCUGCUGCAUCGCUCACCAAUUUUGUCUGACAGAAAGACACGCAAGAAUCCCUGUAAUGCAUUGGGAUGAUACUUUAAACCAAAGCGACCGAGGGAUCAAACCCAUGACUUGGCUGUUGCGAGCGUCAUGCUCUACACAUUGAGCUACCUGAGCAAGUACAGCACACACUAACUGAAGACUGAAACAAGCAAAGUAUUAGUGUGGUCCGUCAUGCGUGAAGUUUGGUCUUGAUGAAAACAGCCACUGCAGAAGCGUUUGUUUUGCUGUUGUAUUACCAACACCAGAUGGCAGAUAAGGACGCUCUGCUGAAAAGGGAGCUGAAUGUUUUUUCUGUUUUCUACUUUGGUUUUGUUAUGAGAUUUCAUAUGCUGCACCUGCUGCUAGUUUAGCUGAGAAACCCACUUCAAGAAACCGUUUCAUCAUCCAGCCUCUACAAUAUAGCUUUUGCAAUAACAUGCAAUGAUCGAGACUUUCAGAUCACGACGCACUGCUGAACAGUUGAAAAGGGAAAGACCGAAGGGGGAUUACGACCAGAGGGAAAUAGCUCUGAAACAGGAUCUGAGAGGACAAUGCUGCUGCUUUCCAUCCAAAAACACAAAAACAAAACAAAAAUGUGCUGAACCCACCCACACAUAGUGGUUAGCAUUGCAGGUAUCAAUUACUGCUGAAGGAGCAUGAAACAAAUCAUUUAUCCUUCAUAAACAAUACUUCUCAAUAGAUAUUAUUAUUAAAGAAUACGUUCAGCUGAUGAGAAAUAUUAGCAGGAAAAGACUCAUACGAACCUGUCAAGAUAGUAGCAAUGAAUCAUGAAUAAGCAUUUUGCUUAAAAUGAGGUCAUGGGAAAGCUGGAAAUAUAAGGGAAAUAUUUAGAAAUUGUGAUUUUCAGGUUUAGAAAAGUUAUGAAAUGAAUGAACUCUUAAAGGGAUGGUUUCACCCCCAAAGUAAUAUUCCUUCAUCUUUUACUAGGCCUCAUGUCGUUCCAAACCCACAAAACUUUUGUUUAGCUUUGAAACACGGAUGGAGAUAUUUUUAAGUAACUUGAGAUAUUUCUGUCCCUCCUUUGAAAGUCCAUGCAGCCAAAACUCUGACGAUUCAAAAAGUUCAUAAAGGCAUCGUACAAGAAAUCCAGUAAUCCAAGCUUUCAUAAGAGACACGAUCAGUAGAUGUGACAUUUAAUUUAGGCUUUUAUUCUCAUAUAUACACAUUGAUCAACGCACAUCCAAUGUAUGCCCAAAUGUGCUUGUGUGAAACGCAGAACAAACCUCAUAUGAAUGACUUUUACAAUGUCUUUAUGAAUUUGAGUCAUCAGGGUUUUGGUUGUGUGACCUUUCAGUAAAAGGACAGAAAUCUCGCAGGUUUCAUUAGAAUCAUGAUCUUCAUCGAAGUUUCAAAGGUGAACAAAAAGUCUUGUAGGUUUCAAGCGACAUGAGGGUGAGUAAAUGAUGACGGUGUUUUCAUAUUUGGGUGAACUAUCCCUUUAACAUGUCUGUGGGAAUUUCUAUAGUUGGUAACAUUUUCCAGUUAUGCUUUGUUUUAAAAUAUGUUUUUGACUAGAAACUGGAGUGCAGAGUCAUUGUUCAGUAAUUACAAACAGCUGGAAAAGUCAUUGGUUAAAAAUGGUUAAAAAAUUGGUUAAAGGGAAUCCUAUUACACCUAUAUAUAUAUAUGGUGUCAUAAAUGACAUGUCGCACUGGUUUCCCCUUUUAGUUUGGCUCACAUUUGUCCCAUGACAGAAUGACUUUAAUGAAGUAUUACUUUCAUUUCCGAGAGCAUUUUAUAUGCAUGUGUGUACAUAGUCUUUCCACAUUAAAUGCUGUUGAAAAUGUAUGAAAUAUAUUUUAAU
This is a messenger RNA of Sinocyclocheilus anshuiensis, 3060 nucleotides long. Its product is annotated as transmembrane protein 116. The record is from RefSeq and is a predicted model, not a curated record. Gene Ontology annotation, molecular function: G protein-coupled receptor activity. Gene Ontology annotation, biological process: adenylate cyclase-activating G protein-coupled receptor signaling pathway. The transcript has 11 exons. NCBI's taxonomy places the organism in Eukaryota, Metazoa, Chordata, Actinopteri, Cypriniformes, Cyprinidae. Bases 161 to 1246 code for a protein of 361 amino acids. Gene Ontology annotation, cellular component: plasma membrane.